This is a messenger RNA of Syzygium oleosum, 1057 nucleotides long. RefSeq names its product ras-related protein RABA1b. NCBI's taxonomy places the organism in Eukaryota, Viridiplantae, Streptophyta, Magnoliopsida, Myrtales, Myrtaceae. The transcript has 2 exons. Gene Ontology annotation, cellular component: endosome. The record is from RefSeq and is a predicted model, not a curated record. Bases 76 to 729 code for a protein of 217 amino acids. Gene Ontology annotation, molecular function: GTPase activity; GTP binding.
CUUCCCUCUCUCUCUCCAUAGGAAGGAAGGAAGCAAGGAAAGAAGGUUAAAGAGGGAACAGGGAGCGCAGCAGCAAUGGCGGGUUACAGAGCGGAGGACGACUACGACUACCUGUACAAGGUGGUGCUGAUCGGGGACUCCGGGGUGGGCAAGUCCAACCUCCUCUCCCGCUUCACCAAGAACGAGUUCAACCUCGAGUCCAAGUCCACCAUCGGCGUCGAGUUCGCCACUCGCACCCUCAGCGUCGACGGCAAGGUCGUCAAGGCUCAGAUUUGGGACACCGCCGGUCAAGAAAGGUACCGUGCCAUCACUAGUGCUUACUAUCGUGGAGCUAUGGGUGCACUCCUUGUGUAUGAUGUCACUCGCCAUGCAACGUUUGAAAAUGUGGAUAGAUGGCUGAAAGAGUUAAGGAACCACACAGAUCCAAGCAUUGUGGUGAUGCUUGUUGGGAACAAAUCUGACCUUCGUCAUCUUAUAGCAGUGUCAACAGAAGAUGGGAAAACCUAUGCCGAGAGGGAAUCGCUGUACUACAUGGAAACCUCAGCAUUAGAGGCAACAAAUGUAGAAAAUGCCUUUGCAGAAGUUCUAACCCAGAUCUACCGUACCACUAGUAAGAAGACAGUGGAAGGAGAUGAUGGAUCUGCUGCCGCAUUCCCUUCUCAAGGAGAAAAGAUAAAUAUCAAGGAUGACGUCUCUGCCUUGAAGAAAGUUGGCUGUUGCUCAACUUAAGGUCGGAGAUGAUUGUUGCUUGCAUAGAUUGAUACUUUGAUUUCAGUUGUAUAACAUCUUUCAUUCCCAAAAGCUGAAGAAAAGUUAGCUAGAAGAAACGAACGAGACGCUAAAGUUGCGCAGCAAAAGCUUAGUACAUCAUGCCUUUGGUGUGACUGUAGGGUAGCUGCAUAAGUUAGUUAUUUCUCUGUUCUGAUUCACGCAAAGCCAUUAUUUGGGGAGUUUCAUCUUUCUGAGAACUAACAAGAUUUGUUGCUUUAUGUACUCUUUCAUAGUGUUAUUACAGUAAUGAUGGCUGUGUGUGUGCAUCUCCAGGUUUCUGAAGAAA